Molecule: messenger RNA, 1923 nt
Organism: Diachasma alloeum
Lineage: Eukaryota; Metazoa; Arthropoda; Insecta; Hymenoptera; Braconidae
Gene: Got2
Product: aspartate aminotransferase, mitochondrial
Exons: 7
Coding region: 188-1483 (431 amino acids)
Biological process (GO): biosynthetic process; L-aspartate catabolic process
Cellular component (GO): mitochondrion
Molecular function (GO): L-aspartate:2-oxoglutarate transaminase activity; pyridoxal phosphate binding
Source: RefSeq, a predicted model, not a curated record
UGUAGGAAAUGGAAUGAGUGAGUGUUGCGUUGAGUACGCGUGACGGUGUCAGUCGUGUUCGUUUUUGGAGCAGCUGAGACCGGGGGAGUUCUACUCACACGUUCUUAAUCCAUUAUAACAAUUCCCAGGAGACCUUGUGACUCAAAUUGAUUAUUUAGGAUUGUUAAAUUAAUUUUUAAGCUUGAAAAUGGCGCAGUGCAGAAGAUUUGUGGUGACAACGGGGGGCUUGCUCCGAGCACGGGGACAUGGAGCUGCAACAAUUGUCACGAGUCGUUCUAGCUCAUGGUGGUCGCACGUCGAGAUGGGCCCCCCAGACGCAAUCCUGGGUGUGACAGAGGCCUUCAAACGUGAUAACAAUCCCAAGAAAAUUAACCUGGGGGUCGGGGCAUACAGAGACGACAAUGGGAAACCCUUUGUGCUCCCCAGUGUGAUCAAGGCUGAGGAGAAGCUGAGGGCUAAGGGGCUCGAUAAGGAGUACUCCCCGAUCUCCGGAAAUCCUGAUUUCUGUGCAAAUAGUAUUAAUCUAGCCCUUGGAGAUGGGAGUGACGUUGUAGCUAACAAAUGGAAUGCCACAGUGCAGGGAAUAUCAGGCACAGGAUCCCUCUGCAUCGGUGCAUUUUUCCUGAACAAAUUUUUCCCUGGAAACAAGGAAAUUUACCUGCCAUCUCCAUCCUGGGGCAAUCACACACCUCUGUUCAAAUUAGCUGGACUCAGUGUUAAAUCCUAUCGUUACUAUGACCCCAGCACUUGUGGCCUUGACUUCAAGGGGGUGAUGGAGGACAUUUCUAAAAUCCCGGAGAGAUCUAUUAUUCUUCUUCACGCUUGUGCCCACAAUCCCACGGGUGUCGAUCCAAAGCCAGAACAAUGGGCUGAACUGUCGGCACUAAUCAAGAAGAAGAAUCUCUUUCCUUUCUUUGAUAUGGCGUAUCAAGGAUUUGCCUCUGGCGACGUAGCUAGGGAUGCGGCAGCAGUGCGUCUCUUCGUGAAGGAAGGCCACAACAUUCUGCUGGCCCAGUCCUUCGCCAAGAACAUGGGUCUCUACGGUGAGCGAGUGGGUGCCUUCAGCUUGAUCGGCUCCAGUGGCGACGAGGCAGCGCGCGCCAUGUCCCAGAUAAAGAUCCUCAUCAGGCCGAUGUACUCGAAUCCCCCCAUAAGUGGCGCCCGAAUAGUCAACGAGAUCCUGAGUGACCAGCAGUUGAAGCAGCAGUGGCUGGGGGACGUCAAGGGCAUGGCCGACAGAAUCAUCGGGGUGAGGACCAAGUUGCGGGAGAAUCUGAAGAAAAACGGCAGCACCAGGGACUGGUCCCACAUCACUGAUCAGAUCGGAAUGUUCUGUUUCACUGGACUAAAGGCACCUGAGGUGGAGAAAUUGACAUCUCAAUUCAGCGUCUACUUGACGAAAGAUGGAAGAAUAUCGAUGGCUGGUGUGACAUCGAAGAAUGUUGAGUAUCUGGCCCACGCAAUUCAUGAAGUAACGAAAUAAAUAUGAAUGCCCCAUGGACUCAUCCAACUACUCAUGUAUAGAACGGGCAUUAGUCCCAGAAGCAAGCAACCAAUCAACAACCAGUAAUGAAAACCAAGUACCUAGAGAAGAUGAUGCAGAGGAUCUACCUUUGUAAUAACUACACGUCGAUAUCACAAGCAUUUACUCACACUGUAUUUUUGAAAUGCACUGCAGGCAGUGCCCAGUGUUGACCCUAUCGACACGUACGAGAUGAAACUGUCUAAAUUUUUUUACCAGAAAUUGUCGAAUGUGAAGAUAGCAAAAAUACGUAUUAUGAAUCAGUUUAUUGCAGAUAUUGAAGUGAUUGUUGCGAGUAAUCAUGUUAUUUUGAGGAGAUGCUCAAAUGUAUUCCAUGGAUACUGUUUCCAAGUUCAUAAAGUUUAUGAGAAGACAGAGAAUAAAUGUACAAUCGUGAUGAA